GUGGCUUUUGUCCGACCGGACGCUGGACUCCGUUAAGUUCCUACUUCUUGCUUCUGACUUCUCCAUACCCCUCGCUCCACGCAGUGCCCAGUGCGGGGACAUGAGUGUUCCUGAGCCACCGCCUCCGGACGGGCUCCUUACGGGGCUCUCCGACCGCCUGGAGGCCGGCGAGCCCACGCCGGGCUUAAGCGACACGUCUCCAGAUGAAGGACUGAUAGAGGACUUCGCUGUGGAGGACAGAGCUGUAGAGCACCUGGUGGGAGGCCUGCUCUCCCACUACUUACCAGAUCUGCAGAGGUCCAAGCGAGCGCUCCAGGAACUCACACAGAACCAAGUUGUGUUACUAGAUACACUGGAACAAGAGAUUUCAAAAUUUAAAGAAUGCCACUCCAUGUUGGACAUCAAUGCUUUGUUCACAGAAGCGAAGCACUACCAUGCCAAGCUGGUGAGUAUAAGGAGAGAGAUGCUGACGCUCCAUGAGAGAACCUCCAAGCUGAAGAAGAGAGCACUGAAGCUGCAGCAGAAGAGGCAGAGAGAAGAGCUGGAAAGGGAGCAGCAGCGCGAGAGGGAGUUUGAAAGAGAAAAGCAGCUGACAGCCAAGCCAGCCAAGAGGACGUGAGGAGCCGCUGUCAGGUUCCUGUCCAGCCUGCUUCCUGGACCUCCAGUGCUGUACUCAGACAGUGAGGCAUGGGCGGCACCUUAUGCCGUGGCAUGUCCUGAAAUCUUUCCCAGGGCUGCUGUGUCUCCAAGACUUCACUCAAGAAGUCUUAUUGAUACUUAGGUUUUCAACUCUUGCUUUCCCUUAACAUUUCUUGUUUUGAUCUUAAAUCAUUUGUAAACUGAAAACACUUUGGUUAUUACAAAAGUCUGGAUACUA
Molecule: messenger RNA, 877 nt
Organism: Arvicanthis niloticus (Nile rat)
Lineage: Eukaryota; Metazoa; Chordata; Mammalia; Rodentia; Muridae
Gene: Bloc1s6
Product: biogenesis of lysosomal organelles complex 1 subunit 6
Biological process (GO): intracellular transport
Cellular component (GO): BLOC-1 complex; transport vesicle
Source: RefSeq, a predicted model, not a curated record